Messenger RNA from Coffea eugenioides, 838 nucleotides. RefSeq lists its product as uncharacterized. The transcript has 2 exons. The record is from RefSeq and is a predicted model, not a curated record. The annotation marks the transcript as partial. NCBI's taxonomy places the organism in Eukaryota, Viridiplantae, Streptophyta, Magnoliopsida, Gentianales, Rubiaceae.
AUGGAAGAGGCAGGGGUUUUGGAUGUUGGCUUUUCAGGAGCUAGUUUCACGUGGUCUAAUAAUCGGAGAGGUAGAGCUCGGGUUUCAAAGAGAUUGGAUAGAUUUUUAAUUAAUGGGUCUUGUUUGGAUCUCUCAGACGUGAUUUCUGUACUCCAUUUGCCAAGACAUCCCUCGGAUCAUGCACCAUUGAAAAUUACUUUUUCUGAUCGAUCAGACAAUAGUCCACGACCUUUCAGAUUUUUGAAUGUCUGGACAAGCAAACCAGAACUAUUGGAUGUGAUUCGACAGGCUUGGAAUCAAGAUGUGAGUAGAUCUCCGCUACGUGUUUUGUGCUCUAAAUUAUUGGCAAUGAGGAGGGCUAUUCAUACAUGGAACAAGCAACAUUUUGGGAAUAUAUUUGAUGUUGUAUGUUCUGCGGAAGUGGUGGUCAAACAAGCAGAAGAAUCGAUGGAUCAAUAUGCAUCGGAGGAACUUCAGGUUGAGCUCAGUAAGGCUCAGGCAGAGUUGCGGAAUGCAUUGUUAAUAGAAGAGCAAUUUUGGAGCCAAAAAGCCAGGGCAAAAUGGCUUAAACAGGGAGAUCGCAAUUCAAAGUAUUUCCAUGCGGUUAACGGAAUUUGGGUGGACACCAAUGCUGAUAUAGCAACUGAGGCCAUAUCAUAUUUCUCUAAUCUCUUCACUGGCUAUCUUGAGUCAUCUUCUGAUAUGCGACAUAUGAUUCUGCACAUGAUAUCGGAAGAGGAAAAUAGAAAAUUGGAAGAAGUGCCUUCGAUUGAAGAGAUUCAUCGAGUCCUGAAGUCAAUGGAUGGGGAUAGUGCUGCUGGCCCCAAUGGCUUCACAG